CAAUAACCGGAAGUGGGUAUUAGCGUGCAAAGUUGCUAGUGUAGGUUGUGCUUUCAAGACUUAGGUUAACUAAAAGCGAAAGUAACCAAAGACGACAAUGGCAGACCCUGAGAGAUUUGACGGGAUGCUUCUCGGCAUGGCCUCACAAUGUGAAGGAGGUGUUCAAGAGUUGCUGGAUGUGCUCUUCAAUUUCUUGUCGAGGAAAACCGACUUCUACAUGGGUGGUGGGGAAGGAGCAGCCGAGAAGAUGAUUCAGGAGAAGUUUAAGAAGUACCAGUCUCAAGCUGAAGCCAAGGCUGCUGAGGUCAAAGCAGAGAAGGAGGCCGAAGAGAAACGCAGACAAGAGAAAAUAGCAAGACGGAAAGCUACAGAGGAGAAAGAACAGGAAGGUCAGAAAGAGGAACCUAAAAUCAAAGAACUGACUGAUGAAGAGGCUGAGAAAUUACAGAAAGAAAUUGCACAGAAGUCCAAGCCGGCUGAAAGCACUGAAGUUAAUGGUGAAUCGAAGAAAGAUGAUAGCGGGAGUGGUGACAAGGAGUCUGAUGAUGAUGAUGAGGAUGAAAAGGACAAAGGCAAGCUGAAACCCAACUCUGAAAAUGGAGCUGACAUGGAGCAUUAUCGCUGGACCCAGACGCUGGAGGAAGUUGAGAUAAAGAUUCCGUUUGAUGUUAAGUUCAAUCUCAAGGGGAAAGAUUUGGUUGUAGACAUUCAGAAAAAGCACCUAAAGGCAGGCCUGAAAGGUCAGCCCCCUGUUAUUGAUGGAGAGUUGUACAACAGUGUCAAGAUGGAGGAGUCCACCUGGGUCAUCCAGGACAAGAAAGUACUGGUCAUCAACAUAGAGAAGAUUAACAAGAUGGAAUGGUGGAGUCGAAUUGUCACAACAGACCCAGAAAUAAACACAAAGAAAGUGCAACCAGAGAAUUCGAAGCUGUCUGACCUGGAUGGAGAGACGCGGGCGAUGGUGGAGAAGAUGAUGUUUGAUCAGAGACAGAAAGAGAUGGGGUUACCCACAUCAGAUGAGCAGAAGAAACAGGAUAUCCUCAACAAGUUCAUGACACAACAUCCUGAAAUGGACUUCUCCAAGUGCAAAUUUACAUGAUAAACACUGCUGAUAACUCAACCAUCUCAAAUGUGAUCAACAACUCCUUGUUUCGUGUACAUACAGAUCAACAACACAUUUCCAUUUUACACCAAUUUUUGUAUGAAAACUGUCUUUGUGUUGUGACGGAAAAACCAGCUGUUCACCAGCAUUUGUAUUGAACGUGUUGUUUCAGUGGUCACCCCCUCAAAUGCAUACCAUUCCUUUAACAUGUUUAUGUCGUCUUCAUUUUCUGAAUAAGACUCACAUUAAAUACGGUAGAUAUGACAAUGUUUGUGAUACAUUUUGGUUUAUGUAGAACCAGUGAUAAUGGAUAUUUUAUGCAGUCUAACUUCGUGGUUUUGAUAUUUUGGAGAUUUGUUACAAUAUAUUUGUUGUCCGUUUUGUUAUUCAUGACUUUGAUCAGACACUGAAAUAUCGAAGUCACACAAAGCAAUUAACCAACCACAGCUGAAAACCAUGUUCAGAAAAAAUUAUCAAUUAUAUUUUCCAACUGCUCUAUCUUACAUUGUCUUAAAUCAUGUUAAAUGCUUGGAAAAAAAAGGUACAACUGCUAUAAUGAUGCAAACUAAGUUUCAAUAUCAAAUGCAUCGUAUGUUUUACACUGAGAUAUAAACAUGAAAAUUCCUGCCCUCUUUUAUCCCAAUCAACUGGAUGACAAAUAUAACUGAAAAAUUAAUUACGUUUAAAUUUGACCAUGUUGACCAAUCCACGUUAAUAAGUCAGCUAAAGGUCUUAAACACACUAUGAACAUGCUGUGAGGGAACUCAAAUUAUUGAUGUUUGUUUCAUGAGUGUUGAUAAAACUCUUUGGUAUGGCCAUGUUUUUUUUAUAAAGACAAGGAAAGGUUACCAUGGUUACAGUACGCAUGCUUUUCACCACUCAGUUCCAGACAGGUACCAUACAUUUAUAUUUAAAUGUAGAAAAUUUCCGAUGGAGAUUAUUACCAAUGUAGUAUUGUGGGCCAAUGCUGUGUAGUGUAUGAAGAGUGUGUGACCAGUAGUUGUCCAGCAAGUCACGUGAUCAUGAUGUCCCUGUACUAUGUUCUUGUUUCGUUACUGUAUAUAUUAUUGCAGAGUGGUGUUCCAUAUCAAUACACCAUUAUCUCACAACAGGAGUGAGUGAUGACUCUGGACUGUCAAAUAUUCACAGUGAGAUUGAGAAAAUCCUUCAUCGAUGAAGCUGUUGAUUGAACAUUCAUAAAAGUUUCUUUGUCAUUUCAUCAGUAAUAAAUGGUUUCAAUCAUCA
This is a messenger RNA of Haliotis rufescens (red abalone), 2347 nucleotides long. Its product is annotated as nuclear migration protein nudC-like. Gene Ontology annotation, biological process: protein folding. NCBI's taxonomy places the organism in Eukaryota, Metazoa, Mollusca, Gastropoda, Lepetellida, Haliotidae. Gene Ontology annotation, cellular component: cytoplasm. The transcript is spliced from 10 exons. The record is from RefSeq and is a predicted model, not a curated record. The coding region runs from base 98 to 1099 and encodes 333 amino acids.